AUGUUGGAGGAUUUUGUCGUCUAUGCCGCAACUAUUGGAAACCAGGUACACCAUUAUUCCGGAACAUGGAACAAAAAACAAAAGGUGUGUUUGCAUCAAUUCCAUUUAUUAAUUGGAAAAAAAGCACUAGGUGAUAAUGGAAGAUUAAUGAAACAUUCUCGAUCAGAAUAUCAUCUAAUUGCACUUGACAAUGACAAGUUUCGACAGCAAGAAGGUUCCGUUCUCAAUCAAAUAGUUACGGUAAAUGAAGCACAAAAACAGGAAAAUAGAGAUCGUUUAAGUGAUUUGCUUGAUUGUUCUUAUUUUCUAUUUAAAAACGAAUUAUCACACACAACGCUAUACGAACCAUUAUUACAAUUGAUCAGUCGUCUUGAUCAUAGUUCCAAACUUGCCGCUACAAACGACAUUUUGGAAAAGAACAUUCUUAAAAAAAUACAGCAAGCAAGAGUUAUUAGUAUCAUGUCCGACGAAGGAACUGACAUUAAUAGACACGGAAAUUUAUGUAUUUGUAUCUGGUAUUGUGAUCAAACAACUGGUGAGCCAACUGAAACAUACGUAAGUUUAUUACAUAUAAAAAAUAAAGAUGCAGAAUCUAUUUUUAAUUAUAUCGUAACGGAUUUACAACAAAAAAAUAUUGAUUUAACAAAAACUCGCUUUGUUGCAUUUGAUGGUGCUGCAGUAUUCAGCGGAAUCCAUAAUGGUGUUGCUGCAAAAUUUCGUGCUUUAUUCAAUCUUGCAAUAUUAUUUAUUCAUUGUCGAGCACAUGCAUUACAACUAGCUGUAAUAUCUGCUGCAGAUAGUAUUCCUGAUAUUUGCAAAAGUUUAUCCACACUUAAAUCAUUAGUCAAUUUUAUUAAUCGAUCAUCGGUAAGAUUAACUUUAUUUGAAGAUAUUCAAAAUAGUGCGGAAGCAUUAGGUCUUUAUAAUAUUUUAUCAAAUGAAGCAACUGCAUUUAUUAUUCAUACACUUCAACCAAUAUUAGAUACGUUAGCUGUUUUAUCAAAAUGCAUUCAAACGAAAUCAGCAGAUUUUAAACAAUUACAAGAUUUUAUAUCGUCAACUAUGCUUCGACUUGAAGAACUGAAAGAUUACAGUUCAAUUGAUUAUAUUUAUAUUAUUGAAACAAUUAAAAAAUUAUCCUUAGUGUCUUCUGGAAUUCGAAAUUCAAGAUUAUCAAUAUCAAAUGCACAAUUAACUACUGAUGAAGUUUUCAAGACAAAAAUUCUUCCUUUUAUUGAAAACAUUAUUAAUAACGUUCAAGCUCGUUUUGAGCAAAGUACUCUCAAUUUACUUAACUGCUUUAUGAUAUUUGAUAUGCAAAAUAUGAAUAACAAUAAAGAUUAUGGUGAUGAAGAAAUACGUACUAUCCAACAACAUUAUUCAAGUGACUUUGACGAAUCAAUAAUGUAUGAAUGGAAAACAUUUCGUACAUAUUUAUUAACCCAAAGGCAAGGUGGUAAACUUAUGACGCAACGAGAAGUUUGUAUGAAGCUUGUUCAAGAUGGCAUGUUAAAAGAUAUUUAUCCACAAUUAUCAUUAGCUGCAGAAAUCUUUCUUAUUGCACCUAUUAGUACGGCUACAGUUGAAAGAGAUUUCUCCACAAUGAACCGUAUUCUUACAAAACUAAGAAAUCGAUUAACAACUAAACACGUCGAUCAAUUGAUGAGAAUUUCAAUGGAAGGCGCAAAUACUUUAAAUGAAGAAAUGAAAGACGAAAUCAUCAAUUAUUAG
Molecule: messenger RNA, 1731 nt
Organism: Rotaria socialis
Lineage: Eukaryota; Metazoa; Rotifera; Eurotatoria; Philodinida; Philodinidae
Source: the annotation of a GenBank genome assembly